This is a messenger RNA of Mustela lutreola (European mink), 6568 nucleotides long. RefSeq names its product ankyrin repeat domain 35 (gene ANKRD35). Bases 213 to 3236 code for a protein of 1007 amino acids. Gene Ontology annotation, molecular function: actin binding. The record is from RefSeq and is a predicted model, not a curated record. Lineage: Eukaryota; Metazoa; Chordata; Mammalia; Carnivora; Mustelidae. The transcript has 15 exons.
UCCUGGAGGGGCGGGCCCGAGGCGGGGCUUGGGCCGGAGCUGCACCUGAACCUGCGCUGGGGAGCGGGGCUGAGAGGAGUUUUAGUCCCUGCGGGAGUACCUUCUACCGUGUGGGUUGGAGCUGGAGACAGCCACAGCCGAGUCCCUCGGGUUCGGGAACCUGUAGCCCCGCUCUCCACGCGUCCCCGCCCCCCGUGGCCCUGGCCCCGGCCAUGAAGCGCUUCUUCUCCUGCUCCAGCUCACAGGUGGCGGUGGAGAGAUGGAACCGCCGUGAUCAGAAGCUGCUGGAGGCGGUGCAGCGGGGGGAUGUGGGACGCGUGGCUGCCCUGGCCUCGAGGAAGUCAGCCCGGCCCACCAAGCUGAACUCGAAUGGCCAGUCCCCGUUCCAUCUGGCAGCCUCCAAAGGCCUGACAGAAUGUCUAACUAUACUGCUUGCGAACGGGGCUGACAUCAACAGCAAGAAUGAGGAUGGAAGCACGGCCCUGCACCUGGCCACCAUCUCCUGUCAGCCACAGUGUGUCAAAGUUCUGCUGCAGCAUGGCGCCAACGAAGAUGCUGUGGAUGCAGAAAAUCGUAGUCCGUUGCACUGGGCAGCCUCCUCUGGCUGUGCCUCCAGUGUGCUCCUGCUGUGUGACCAUGAAGCCUUCCUGGAUGUCCUGGAUAAUGACGGACGGACACCCCUGAUGAUUGCAUCACUGGGGGGUCAUGCAGCUAUCUGCUCACAGCUACUACAGAGAGGUGCCCGAGUUAAUGUCACAGACAAGGAUGACAAAUCGGCUCUGAUCCUGGCCUGUGAGAAAGGCAGCGCCGAGGUAGCAGAACUGCUCCUGAGCCAUGGGGCAGACGCAGGGGCAAUGGAUGGCACAGGGCACGACGCUCUGCAUUAUGCUCUUCGCACUCAAGACAAAGUGUUGUGUCGGCUGCUGCGGCAGGCUCUGAACCGGCGGGGGCAGCGGGGAGGUCAGGGGCUUGUUCAACAUCCAGAUCUUGCAUCCCAGGCCUCCUCAUCUGAGCCUCACAUGGGUUCUCCACCUAAGAGCCCAUGGAGAGCAGAGCCCGAGGAGGAGCAGGAGGAAGAGGAAGAGGAGGAAGACCCAUACCCAGAUGAGUGGAGGUGGAAGUAUGAAGAGGAGCAGAGGAAGGUUUCUCAGUUGGAGCAGGAGCUGGUGCAAAAGACUGAAGAGGCGAAAACUCAGGCUGCAGCCUACCUGGGCCUGGAGAACCAGAUUCGAGAGCAGGUGCAGGAGCUGGGGCUCCUCCUAGCUCAAGAGCCUGGAGCUCCCGGAGGGCAGGGCUCUAGUCUUCGGCCUGGAGGAGAUGGAAUGGAACAGGGCUGUCCCUUGGGCCUGCUGGCCAAGCGCAUUCAAGAGCUAAGGAAACAGCAGCAGGCAGCAGCCGCAGUGGCAACCAAGCCAGCAUUAGCUCCUAAGAAGGCUGAGGAUUUAGCCUCGGGGGGCAUUCAGCAUGAAGCCCAAGGAAGGCUCCAGCCAGAAGAACAAGAGCCACCCCAGAGCCUAAGGUGUGAGACCGCUGGGAAAGCCACAGGACAGCAGCUGAGUGCCAAUGGUGGACAGGCCCUUGGCGGGGAUGGUACUGAUGAGCCAUCGGCUGGUCAGAAAGAGAAGCCCCAGGCCCCUGGGGCUGACCCGAUAGGCACAGCGGCUGAACCCAUGGGCCCAGCAGCCAUGAAUCAGCUCCUUGUACAGCUGAGGGAGGAGGUGGCUGCCGUGUGGCGAGAAAAGGAUGCUGCCCGGGGGGCUUUGUCAAGACCAGUCCUGGAGGGGGCUCUGGGGACACCCCAGGUGGAGGCUGCAGCCGCUGCCUGGGAGAAGAUGGAGGCCAGGCUAGAGCAGGUGCUGGUGAGGCUGGAUCGGGCAAAGGCAGGAUUACAGGGCAAACCUCAGGCCCCUGCCCAGGAGCCCAGAGAGGGAGCCCCAAAGGCAGGCCUGGUGAUCAUCACCAAAGAGAAUGAAGGGAAGGAGAAGAAGGCUCCUGGGGCCCGGGGAGAGCCUUUGGGGGCCCCUGGAGGGGAACGGCUACCCGGAGGCUGUCCGGCUAAGGGCCAGCUGGAGAAGGAGGUAGCAGCACUGAGACGGAGCAAUAGCAACUUGCUGGAGGAGCUGGGGGAGUUGGGGCAGGAGAGGCAGCGGUUGCAGGGGGAGUUGCAGUCUCUGAGCCAGCGGCUCCAGCGGGAUUUCGUUCCCAAGCCAGAGGCGCAGGUCCAGCUGCAGCAGUUGCGGCGGAGUGUGGGGCUGCUGACGGACGAACUGGCCAUGGAGAAGGAGGCCACCGAGAAACUGCGGAAGCGUCUGGCCUCCCAGAGCAGUGGCCUCCAAGGGCUGUGGAACUACCUGCCACCAGACCUGGUGGGCAAGGGGAGUGCUGGGCGCACAGCGGGCGAGCCCCUGGAGGAGCUGCAGGCCUGCAUCAGCACCCUGGUGGAGCAGCACCGCGAGGCCCAGAAGGGGCUGGCUCUCCUGGAGGAGGAAAACCAGCAGCUGCGGGGGACCCUGGCCCCAUGCGGGGAGCCGGGCACCUUGUCAGAAGCCCCCGCACCGCCCCAGGUGGCGGCUCUGGAGCAAGACCUGGGGAAGCUGGAGGAAGAGCUGCGGGCCGUCCAGGCCACGAUGAGCGGGAAGAGCCAGGAGAUCGGGAAGCUGAAGCAGCUGCUCUACCAGGCCACCGAGGAAGUGGCCGAGCUGCGGGCCCGGGAGGCUGCUAGCCUGCGGCAGCACGAGAAAACGCGCGGUUCGCUGGUGGCCCAGGCUCAGGCGUGGGGCCAGGAGCUGAAGGCCCUGCUAGAAAAGUAUAACACAGCGUGCCGGGAGAUGGCUCGCCUGCGCCAGGCGGUGGCGGAGGAGCGGCGGCGGAGCGGGGACCUGGCCACACGCGCGGCGGAGCAGGAGCGCCAGGCAGGCGAGCUGCGCGCGCGCUCCCAGCAGUUUGAGCAAACAGCUGAGCAGUUCAAAGAUAAGGUGGACCAUCUCAUUGGGGCUUGCCGGGACAAGGAGGCCAAGAUCAAGGAAUUGUUGAAGAAGCUGGAGCAGCUUUCAGAGGAGGUCUUAGCUGUUCGGGGAGAAAAUGCUCGCCUUGCCCUACAGCUUCAGGAUUCCCAGAAGAAUCACGACGAGAUCAUCUCCACCUAUAGGAACCAUCUGCUGAAUGCUGCACAGGGCUACAUGGAACAAGAUGUGUACAAUAUUUUGCUGCGUAUCCUCAGCAUCCAGGAGGAGUGAGACAGCCAUGCCCUGAGGGAUGUGCGAUUUCUCUGUGGGAGUAAGAGCGUCCCUGGUCGCCAGAGGCUCCACCAGGUUGGGGAGGAGGAAGGGGCAGUUGGUGGGGAUGGGUGGGUGGGGUUUCACCUGACAUUAUGGAUCCCAGACCUGAAAACCUGAAGCCUGGAGUCAGCACUAAUGAGACCAGAGGAGGGGGCACAUGGAGGCCAGCUCUAUGGAAAAUAAAGCAGGAGGCAUGUAGUGUUGGAUGUCCUGGUUUUCUCUGCUUAAAGGGGAGUGAGGGGAGGAAUCUUUCUCAUUCUCAUUCCCCCCCCCCUUUUUUUAAAAUCACAAAUCGCUCCAAAAGUCUGCAGCUUUCAAACUUGGAUUAUGAUCCACAGUAAGAAAUACACUUUGUAUCAUAGUGCGUAUAUCUGAAAUAGUAAUUACCCUUACUCUUUUCACUCUAUGAUUGUCUCUGCUGUUACACUUCAGCAAAAAAAUAUUGCUCACAAUACAUCCACAAAUGGGCCAAGAUUCAUGAUUGAGAAACAGCUCUCUGUGAAAAUGGAGAUGGACACUCUUUCUCUUUCUCAAAUCUGGCUCUAAUCUUUUUUCUCCAUCUUGAGAUUCCUGCGUCCACUAUCUUUUUUAAGAAGGAGAAAUUGAGAGACCUGGAUUUCCUUCAAGCUGUACAAUCUAAAAUAUUUGAUCCUGUGUCAUACCCUGCAUCUAGAUCUGAGGCACAAAGACUCACAUGGUCUGUGUUCUUUGCCCAGGUACAAAGUGAUGUGAAAAGUCAGAUUCCUGGGAAAGGGAGGAAGGGAUACUCAGAGCUGGCUUCUUCCCUCCACUUCUGUUAGACUUUAAAAAAUGUAUCUCUGUUGCCCACUUCCCAUGGGCCUCCUCCCCUUCCUGUCCCUCCACUCGCCAGACUGCUAGGUGAGAGAGAGGCAGCGAAUUCCUCCCCAUCUGGAACUGCGGUUUAGAUUCCCCCCUGGUCCUUCUCCCAGCCUGCCCCCUGCUGGGUUUUGCUGUGUAGGAGGACUCGGUUUUGGCCUUAGAGAGCCACACUGGGUUGGAAGGAGAGUGGGGAGGGGCUGCCUUGGAAGACAGGGACCACCCCAGGGCUGUAGGGGGGGUUGGCCCAGAAGAGAGCAGCUGUGUAGAUUGCAUCCUAGAGAAGAUGAGGACAAGCUUUGGGAUUUGUAUGGACGGGCACAGGACUGCUUUAAAGCAGGAAGAAUGGAGACAGGAGAGGUUGAUGGGGAAAGAGAGGGUACAGCUGCUGGAAGAAGGGCAUCAAAAGAUCCAAGUUCCCCAUGAAGGGGAACAGAUCCUCUCUUUCCCUUCUUGCUCUUUGAGUUACCAAAGAAUAUAAAAGGACUAUUACAAUCAUUAUUUAUGGAGUGCGGGGUGGGAAGAAUGAAAAAAUUGCUUAGAGAGAGAGAGAGAGAGGGAGAGAUCCACACAGGCGGAGAGUGUUUGGCUAACUUUAAGUGUGAGUUAGAAGGCAGCUUUAGUAGUGGAAACUGAUCUCAGGAUGGCUGAGCUAUGGGAAUGGUCAGUGGUGAGAAUACUAACACAGGAUGGAAUGUUCCCAGCCCCUGGCCUUUCCAAACAGUCUCCCUCUGUAUAACCCCAUGAACUCUUACCCCAACAACCCCAAGGCCUGAAAUUUUCCUUGAUUUCAUAAACAAAUCUUUGUUUCCUAAAGUAACUCUAGUCCUACUGUUCUCCCCAUUCCUCCUAGGAGGGACUUAGGUAGGUACUUCCUACUCCUUUUUCUCUUCCUUGUUCCUCAGGCUUCAGAUAUAAGAGUAUAUGGGUGAGUGUAGGUGAAGCGUGGUCGCCACGAUGGGGUCAGACUGUAUCUUUGAAUGCCUCCCAUCAGAACAUGGUCCUAAUUUGUAGUUUCCCUCCUUUAUCAGAUAACAAUUCAUUAAACUGACAUUGAACGAGUCUACUAUGGGCCAGGCACUGGGGAUAGAGAGUGAGCAUCACAGAAAAAAUUCUUGUCCUUGCCAAGCUGGGAUACAGGAUCAAAUUCAGGCACCCUGUUUCCUACUUUAUGUUAUCCUGGAGGGGUGCUGGAACUUAUAACCUCAAAUUAACUAUUAAAGGAGAUCCCUUCUUUAUCCCUCCUUUAUGAAACCACUAAGAUUCAAGGUGAGGUUUACUUUUUUUCUUUUACAUUUUUACAGCUUUAAUGAGUUAUGAUAAUUGACAUUCAAUAAACUGCAAGUACUUUGAUAAGUUUUGACACAUGUGUAUACCCAUAAAACCAUCACACAAUCAAGGUAAUGAACAUGUCUAUCACUCCAGAGAAUACCCCCCCUUUUAAAAAAAAAAUCCUCUCUAUCCUCCUCCUCUCCAAUCACUGAAAAUUCUAGAAGAUAAAAACUAAUCCAUAGUAACUUUGGACCUAGAGGUCUGAACAGAACAAAAGCUUGGGGCCUGAUGAAGACAGUUGGGUUUUAGAACUGAAUACUUGAGCUUGAAUUUAGCUUUAAGUCCCACCAUUGCUGGAAGCAAAGCAUCAGGGAAAGAACCUGAGUGUCAUGGGAAGGUGCAGAUCUUCCCCAGGGAUACAAGCCACAGAGUAGCUGGGCAUGGUCCAAUUCAGCAGGUACCUGGGGGUAUUGCCGGGCUGGUACCUUCAUUCUUGCGGCUUGGAAGGGGUCUCAUGGGAAGGAUUAUACUGAAGGUUUAAGCUAAAUGAGAGGGUAAUUCAUAUUAUUUAUGAUUAUUUUUAUGACAAUUACAGGUUUAACUGUCUUGUUGCCACUGCUAGAUAGAGAGCUCCUGCAAGGCUUUUUAUGUCCUCAGCACCUAACAAUCUCUGAACAGCAUUCUAAUGUUUGUUGAACAAAUGACAUUAUUGCUUCUGUCCCAGCCACUAACUAUAAAAUGUUAUGAGUUUUUCCAGUAGGUAGGUUGGGUAAACGGCCCUAAAAUUGGUGCUUUCAUGGUACCUGCAUGUGAGUGAUGAGCUUGGUUGAGAAAGGGGUCUCUGGAAGGUCAAAGGCUUUGGAAGAAGAGCAGGCAGUUCAGAGGGGAGCAGAAAGAUGAAUAUUGAGGGUAAGGAAACCCCCCCCCCCUCUGUUCACCUUCAGCUACACCAAAGGCGUGGGGUCUCUGGUGACGUUCUAUUUGGGGUAGGAGGAUGGGGGACCACAGGUAGAGUUGGCGCUUAGGUACACUUUGGAUUCUCGAAGCCCAGGCUUUCUCCUAGGCAGAAGAGCCUCAUUUCAAGUAGGAACCUCCAACUGCGGGCAGAUCCCCGUCCAUCCGGCCACAUUUGCAGCAGGACUCCACCCCAGGCGGGCGAGAAUGAAGAGAUCCAAGAACGU